This is a messenger RNA of Lycium barbarum (goji berry), 3378 nucleotides long. RefSeq names its product homeobox-leucine zipper protein MERISTEM L1-like. The transcript is spliced from 13 exons. The record is from RefSeq and is a predicted model, not a curated record. The coding region runs from base 874 to 3075 and encodes 733 amino acids. Gene Ontology annotation, molecular function: lipid binding; DNA binding. NCBI's taxonomy places the organism in Eukaryota, Viridiplantae, Streptophyta, Magnoliopsida, Solanales, Solanaceae.
UACGCUUUGCAUUAACUCCUUUGCUGCCACAUCUUCUCCCACCUGUUCCCUUCCUCUUCUUCACCUUCUCAUCUCUCUCUCUCUCUCUCCCUAUCUCCUUUUUUGACUCUAUCUCUUUUCUUUUUCAUCCUUAACCUCAAAGUAUUCUUCUUAAAUUCUAGUCACCAGAAAAGUGUUUAAUUUGAAACUAAAAAGGUAUCUACAUGUUCAGUCUCAAAAAAGUAGUUGUUUUCCCGUAACCCUUUGCCUGAAAACCAGAUUAACCAUUUUCUCUCUUUUAUCAAAACCCUAAUACUUCUAAGAAAAACAUGCUCUUGCUUUUCUCACAAGGCUUCAACGGCUAAAGAGAAAUGCUAGUGAAGUUGGACUUUACCGAGAUACUCGCGGACGUUAUUUCAUAUACGAGUACCUAAGUUUGAAAAAAUAAAAACAGUGAAAAAAAUUAAGCAGUUUUUGAAUUCACACUGCGUCAACUCUGUAUUUGUUUCUUUUGCUAAAUUUUGUCAUUUCACUCUUUUUCUAUGGUUGACUUGCAAGAACCGAGACAUUUCUUCCUUGUUGCUUGCUUCUGAAUUUUCCCAUUAUUUUUUUUUCCUUAAAAGAAUCUAUAAAAAGACUCUAUGCCCUAUCCUUUCUAACCAGUAGUAAAAACCAAACACACAAAAAACCACCUAGUAGUACUACACAGAGAUAUCUACAUAUAUAGAAAGACAAGCAAGAGAGAAAUUGUUUUAUGGCUUGAAGGGCUUAUGUCAUAUAUGGCAAGUGGUGAAAAGUCCACUGCCAUGAAGUUUCCAGCAGGCUAGAGGUAGCAGGUAUUCAGUAAAAAUUAAAAGUCAUUAAUUAGCUUUGCAAGAAGGAAAAGUUAUCAAGAUGUUUCAGCAAAACAUGUUCGAUAGCCACAAUUUUUUGCUUGAUAUGAGCCGUAAAACACCAGAAAACGAGCUGGAUUUAAUUCGAGAUGAUGAAUUCGAGAGCAAAUCGGGUGCUGAUAUCAUGGAGGCCCCAUCUGGAGACGAUCAAGAUCCUAAUAAACGUCCCAAGAAGAAGCAAUAUCAUCGACACACUCAGCAUCAAAUCCAGGAAUUGGAAUCGUUUUUCAAAGAAUGUCCUCAUCCUGAUGAUAAACAAAGAAAAGACCUGGGGAAAAGAUUAGGGUUAGAGCCUUUGCAAAUCAAGUUUUGGUUCCAAAACAAACGUACUCAGAUGAAGGCACAGCAUGAACGACAUGAAAACACACAAUUGAGGAAUGAGAAUGACAAACUUCGUGCUGAAAAUAUAAGGUAUAAAGAAGCACUUAGCACUGUUUCAUGUCCAAAUUGUGGAGGGCCUGCUGCCAUAGGUGAAAUGUCAUUUGAUGAACAACACUUGAGGAUUGAAAAUGCUCGUCUAAGAGAAGAGAUUGACAGGAUAUCUGGGAUUGCUGCAAAAUACGUUGGGAAACCAAUACUAACUUAUCCACAACUUCCUUCACUUGGACCACCAACACGUUCACUUGAUCUUGGUGUUGCAGCAGCAAAUCUUGGUCAUCAUCAAUUAGGAGAAAUGUACACUAAUACUGCUGGUGAUCUUCUUAGAUCAAUUUCUGGUCCUACAGAUGCUGAUAAACCGAUAAUUAUUGAAUUAGUUGUUGCUGCAAUGGAGGAGUUUAUUAGAUUGGCUCAAAUUGGAGAACCUUUGUGGAUUCAAAGUUCAGAAAAUUCUAAUGAGGUUUUGUUAAAUGAGGAGGAAUAUGUUCGGACAUUUCCUCGAGGGAUUGGACCAAAGUCACUGGGUUUAAAAUCUAAAGCCUCAAAGGAAUCUGCUGUUGUUAUCAUGAAUCACAUUAAUUUGGUGGAAAUUUUGAUGGAUGUGAACCAAUGGACAAGCUUUUUCACCGGCAUAGUGUCAAAAGCAACGAUUUUGGAAGUCUUGUCGACUGGCGUCGCAGGAAACUACAAUGGAGCUUUGCAAGUGAUGACAGCUGAGUUCCAAGUUCCCUCACCACUUGUUCCAACUCGUGAAAACUAUUUUGUGAGAUAUUGUAAACAACAUGCUGAUGGAACUUGGGCAGUGGUUGAUGUUUCCUUGGACAAUUUGCGCCCUAAUUCAGUGUCACGCUGUAGACGAAGGCCAUCUGGUUGUUUAAUUCAAGAAUUGCCAAAUGGUUACUCCAAGGUUACGUGGGUCGAACAUGUUGAGGUGGAUGAUAGAGCUGUCCAUAACAUCUAUAGACCUCUUGUGGAUUCAGGCCUGGCAUUUGGUGCAAAAAGAUGGGUAGCAACAUUAGAUAGACAAUGUGAACGACUUGCAAGUGUAAUGGCCAGUAACAUCCCAACUGGAGAUGUGAUCACAAGUCCAGAAGGUAGAAAAAGUAUGUUAAAACUUGCUGAGAGAAUGGUGAAUAGCUUUUGUGCUGGUGUUGGUGCAUCAACUGCUCACACAUGGACAACAUUGUCUGGAAGUGGUGCUGAUGAUGUUAGAGUUAUGACCAGAAAGAGCAUAGAUGAUCCAGGCAGGCCUCCUGGAAUUGUGCUAAGUGCAGCAACUUCAUUUUGGCUGCCUGUUUCUACAAAGAGAGUUUUUGACUUUCUUAGGGAUGAAAAUUCUAGAAAUGAGUGGGAUAUUCUUUCAAAUGGUGGCCUAGUUCAAGAAAUGGCACAUAUUGCAAAUGGUCGUGAUUCUGGCAACAGUGUCUCUCUACUGCGUGUUAAUAGCGGAAACUCAAGCCAGAAUAAUAUGCUGAUACUCCAAGAAAGCUGCACCGAUUCCACAGGAUCCUACGUUAUAUAUGCACCGGUCGAUAUUGUUGCCAUGAAUGUGGUGUUAAAUGGUGGUGAUCCUGACUAUGUGGCUCUUUUGCCUUCUGGUUUUGCAAUACUCCCUGAUGGUUCUACUAGUACUACUCCCUCUCAUGGUGUGGUAAAUCCAGGGACUAAUAAUGCUGGCGGUUCGUUACUCACUGUUGCAUUUCAGAUUUUAGUUGAUUCAGUACCAACAGCAAAACUUUCCCUUGGAUCAGUUGCAACUGUUAAUAGUCUCAUCACCUGCACUGUUGAAAGGAUCAAAGCUUCUAUAGGGCGCGAAAAUGCAUAACCAAUAUCUAAGUUAAAUUUCAAAAGGAGGAAAAAGGAAAAGAAGGAUGAGUUUACAUAUAUUUGUAGUUGAGGAGAAGGGAAGGAGUCAAGAACGCACCUCAAGUAAUAGGUUCGGGUAUUGACUUCAUCAUUAAUGAAAUUAAUUUUGAUGUAAACAAAUUCCUUCUUUUGUUUCUUUGAAUUCCCAUCAGUCAAAUCAUGUUUAUUUUCUUGUUAGUUUUGGUUUCAGUUUUACUUAAGGAGAAGGUCCUUUGGGUAUGUAGGAAGACGAUUGAAAAUUGGAUAUUUCAAGUUCUCCAAA